Aspergillus wentii DTO 134E9 is the source of this 1057-nucleotide messenger RNA. Its product is annotated as class I SAM-dependent methyltransferase. The record is from RefSeq and is a predicted model, not a curated record. Lineage: Eukaryota; Fungi; Ascomycota; Eurotiomycetes; Eurotiales; Aspergillaceae. The transcript has 3 exons. Bases 27 to 848 code for a protein of 273 amino acids.
GAGACAGACAGACAGACAGAAGAAACAUGGCACAAGAGAAAGACAUCUGGUCCGCCGACCUGUAUGGCGACAAGGUGGCCCCGUUCGUUGCAACCUCGACUGAAAAGGUCCUCACCUGGCUCGACCCCCAGCCAACUGAUGAAAUCCUCGACAUCGGCGCCGGGGAAGGCCCCCUGACAGCCCGCAUCGCCCCCCACGUCAAACGCAUCGUGGGUGUCGACGGCUCCCCCAACAUGAUCGAGCACUUCCAAAAGACCUACCCGCAUAUCGAGUCCCGCGUGGUAGACUGCCGUCUGCUGGACCAAGAAGCCGACCUGACAAACGGCAGCUUCACCAAGGUCUUUUCGAACGCCGCUCUGCAUUGGAUUCUGCGGGAUCCCGAAACCAGAGCCAACACGAUCAAGGGCUGCUUCGAGGCUCUCGAGCCAGGUGGUUUGUUCGUGAACGAGUCCGGUGCGCUGGGAAAUGUGGCCGAGGUGCAUUCUGCUAUUAUCAGUGGGCUGGUUACUCAGGGUAUUCCGGUUGAACAGGCCCGCGAAGCAUCGCCUUGGUGGUUUCCUUCCGUGCAGGCGAUGAAGAAUCUUGUUGAGGGAGCGGGCUUUAUCUGGGUCAAGGGCGAGGCUGAACUCAGACAGACAAGACUGACGGACAAUGAGAAGGGUGGUGUUGAGGGAUGGAUCCGUCUGUUUGGCGAGCAUUUUCUGCAGCUUCUUCCGACUGUCGAGGCACGCGAUGCUGCUGUCAAGCAUGCCGUGGACGUUCUCGAGGCGGUUGGACGACAGCAACAUGAUGGUUCUUUCACCGUCAAUUACAUUCGUCUUCGCUUUGUUGCUCAGAGGCCUGAAUAACUGCUCGCUGAUAUGAUUUAUGAUAGUUCUCAUCAAUAUUUACGUCUUUCCUCUUAUAGUAGUAGUAGUAGAUUCGGCUCGGACCGAAGCCGCAUUCCCAUCUGGUUGUAUGCAAGCGUCGGCUAUGAUCCGACAUUUCGGCAUUAUCCGUGAUAGUUAUCAGCAGUAUAUAAGAUAUAAACGCAAUUCGAGUGAAUCAAGUUCUGUAG